AUGCUCCUUCCGAUAAUCGCUUUUCGCGUCAUCGGCCACUGUGUGGCGAGCGUCGCUCGCGAGGUACGGAGAGCUCCGGCUUGUCCACCACAGAGAUAAGAAUAGUAGAGAAGCCCAUCAUUAACGAGACGGAGAAUUUCAGGGUUCGCACAAGGGAAUGCCAGUGGGGUCGGAAGCGAGAGCUGCCCAUAGAAAUAGGAUUUUGUAGGAGGUGAAGCUGAGGUGAGAAGCAGGGCUGAAUUUCCACUCAAGGCUGCCUAAUGCAAAACACCCUUCAGCUUAAUCAUUCAUUUGCUUCCUCAAAUCAACCUGUCGGGACAGCUCCAAUAUGCAGUCGCAUGCAAAAGGAUUGUUUUUAAAACUCUCAUUACUAAAAUAAAUAUAUUUAACAAUAUAUACAAAAAAUCGCGACGUGAACAAGGAAGAGUAUGACGUUCUGACUUUUCUACCUUGUUUGAGGAGAGCUCUAACUAUAUUAAAAUUGUGGAUUUCUCCAUUGUUAGAGGGAGAAAACAUUUACAAUUAACCCGGAAAUUUCUUCCUAGUAAACUCCAGUUUUACAAAUAUACGAUCCAGAUCAACUUUAGAACGGAAAUGUCAGUUAACUUCUUUGAAUCCUGCGACUUGCAGACUUGUGAGUCCCAAUCAAGAAGGUUCUGUUUAUAAGAGUUGCGUUUAUCCUCAGUUGGUAGUUCUAUGACACAAAGCAUACGUAUUUCGGCGGUGGAUUUUUUAUUUAUUUUUAUUUUACCAUCUUAGAAUCCCCAAGACGUCCAGCGCUACCGCUCUGCGCUCAGAGGAGAUCAUAGAUGCCGGGUUUCCUUUUUAUCCCCCCCACCCCGACCGGCAGUUGGACGCUAUGGGAAGAGGGGGUGGGUGUCCUCAGACGUCACCGGAACUACAACUCCCAUCAUCCCUCAUUAUUGGCUAGGCAGUCAUGGGGCUUGCUGGGAGUUGUAGUCCUACGACUUCAACGGGUUACAAAAGCUAUCCUUUCUGGAGACUCUUUCUCCGAGCGCACUUCUUCGGGCCACCCGCGAGCCCCUUUCCGAAUGAAGUCUCUGUAGGGGGACGCGGCUCUUUCCCUCCUUCGUGCCUUUUAUUUAUUGAUUGAUUUAGGCGCGACGUGCGUCAUGACGUUGAGACGCGCCGUCUUGUGUGUGUGUGUGUGUGUGUACGUACGGGAGUCACGGGCUCCUGCGUGAGGGGAGGCGGAGCCUGAGGAGAUCUUGAGGAGGAAAAAGAACAGGGGUUGCUUGUGAGGGGUGGGGGUGGGGGAAAGGUCUGCUCGAAUAGGAGACGGGCACCGGGUUGGGGUGGUGGGGGCUCCUUGCGCGCUUCUUUCCCUUCCCCCUCCGGCCCCCGGGUAGCGCAGGGGAGAGUGAGGGGGGCCGCUGCCUCAUUGGCCACUUCCACCUCUCCCCCCCGGCUCUUUCUGUGGGUCUGUCCCCCUCCCCCCGCAUCGACGUGCUGCUUGCCCCCCUCCCUGCGGAGGGGGUGUUGCUGGGCCUGCUGUUCUCCCCCCCCCCUCCUCACUGAUACCCGGCGAGGGGUGAGAGUGGGUCUGGCCUCAGCUGAAAGCCAGGAUCCUGGACCCCUCCGGUGUUCGAGGCCUGGAGCUGCCGGCUUCUGGGGGGGAGGGAACCCUCCGCCUCCCCCCCCCACUUCCUCGUCUCUGCCCCACAGGUAAGUAGUGUGUGUGCGCGCGCGCGCGCGUUCAUGUCGCCUGCUCUGGUGUCUGGCGAGGUGGGAAAAAGCCUCCUGCUCUUGGUGUAGGAGACCUCACCCCCCUUUGGACCUCAUAGCCAUGCAUGUAACCUAUAUUUAUUAUAUAUGAUACGUUAGCUUUAUUUCUAGUGGGUCACUUUUCCUGGUUGCGGUUGUAAUUGGCAAAAGCCAAGUACCGAAAGUCUAUGGGGAUUCGGGGUUUGGGAGGACCCUUGAAUUGUCAUUGAGGAAGAAAGGGGAGGAGUAAAUUGUGGUUUCUUUCUAUGCCAUCCUGCGUGUGUGUCUACUCAAAUGUAAGUCCCAAUAUCAAGAGUGUGGCUGGGAUUUUGGCAUGUGUGUGUGUGUGUGUGUGUGUUUGGAAAGGAGGUGAGGUUUGUGAGUUCUCUAAACCAUAAGGCUUGGCGUAAGCGUACUUAUUUGGGAAUAAGUCACACUGUGUGUACAUUUAUCUGAGAAUGGAAGAAGGUUUUUAUAUAGCAUCUCUUUGCCCUGCUACCACACGUGCACACAAAGACACAUCGAGCAGAGGAAUCUGGUUUCAACUGCAGAGAUGAGGUAUGGAGAGAGAGGAAAUAAGCAAGAAUCCACAAGAUACUUGCAAAAGAGCAUCAGGUAAGAAGUAGGCCACAGUUUAACACUGUGGUUCAAAGAACAGGAUGUCAGCACAGAUUAGGGUUGAUGUUAAAAUGAGAUAUUGAUUUACUAGAAGUAUAAAACAGGGUUUUAAUCCUGAUUUGGGAUUUUAUGGAGAAGUUGGUGCAGUUUUGGUGGCCAUGUUGGCUAAUGACAAAUUUCAGUGUGUAGUUGUGGAGUGUAGUUAGAGGUUAUGGUCAAGUUGAGUGACUUCUGCUGACAAGGAAUAUUGGGUGAAUGGGCUGUUUUUUAUGUGUUGCGGCUUGUAACUUGUGCUACCCUAUUAAUGUCAUUUUACUUGAGUUCUUGAUGUUUUGAAUUUAUGAGAAUUGCCUAUCAGGUAUUUUCAAGAGGGAAAGUGAACAAAGAGCUCCUUUUGCCCUGAGUUGUGAAGUGUGGAAAUACAUGCAAGGAAUUUAUCUAGCUUCCGUUCUUACUUUGCAAACAAAUUCUUCAUGGUUUGCCACAACAUUGUUGAUUAGAAGAUCAAAGCUGAGAGAUGCUGACCACAACUUAGUGAUAUUUGUGUUUCAUGCUUAUUUUCUGUUGAAUGGCUAAAAAGGCUAGUGGAAGUUCACUUUUGGAAUAAUGAAUUUUCAUAGAAUACUGUAUCUGUGCUCUCUCCACUCACAAAUCCCCCUGGAAUUCCCCCACAUUAACCCUUUAGAGCUUUUCAUUCCUACUCCAUGCAACUGUUAAGCUCACUUUUCAUUUUCCCAACCUCAUUUCAGAAGCCACCUCUCCUAUUCUGCAACCUUGCUUUGAAUGCCUGUUUUCACCUUCAUCCCCACAUCCAUGCCUCCCUCUCUCUUUUUGUGCAACCCCUGCACACAGACCACCCCCAUAGUAACCUCCUGUAUCUUCCUCCUCCAAAUACAUUGCGUCCACUAACCAUCCUUUUCACCUUCCAUCCAGUUAUGAUGAAGCCACCAUCCCCUCCUGGGAGAGCCUUUUAUUCCUUUGCUUUCAUCUUCAUCCCAACUCCCAUGCCACCUACUCCCUCCUUCUUUGCAACUUCCUCUGCCCCCAUUUUCAACUUCACCCCUUUUUCUUACCUCCUCCUUCCUAUUUUUUUCUAACUCUGCCUUGCACACAGACUACCCACCAAUUCCAUGCCUUCUCCUCUCUACUAUUCUGUAGCCUCUUUUGCACAUAUACCCCAUGCUGAUAUGCUACUAUAUUUUUAAGAGGAAUAGAAUUUUAAGAGCAAGUAUGCUAGUUAGCUUGUGUUGAUGGAUGUUGUACAUAUAUGGGUGUUUGCUUGUUAAUAAAAUAUAUUUUCUAAAUUACUACGUUGAAUCUGUAACUUCAUGGGACCAGAAAUACAUGGGACCAGACAACACAUGAGCAGAAAUGCAUUCUGUGAAGGUACUAUUGAAUAUUUGAGGGCUCCACGUUUUUAUCUCUUUCACAUGAGGCAGAUCUGAGGGAGAUGCUUAAAACAACCCUUUCACUUUUCUCCCCUUCUUCCUGUACUCAAACAAUGGCAGAAGUUUCAGUAAAGCAGGGGUGUAAGAACACUGAGGGUUGUUGUUGUUGUCUAAACCAAUUUUAACAAGGAGAAAUACAAGAGGUGGGUACAACACAUAAGCUAAUACCAAAAAGCUAACACAACAGAGCCUUCCCCAGCUCUUUUCUCACUCUACUCAAACUCUAUUUUCAACUGCCACUCCCCCCUUCAGUGCUGCAAAUUUGUGACUGUUAGUUGUGUGUUUUAAUUUAGGAACAAAAUUCAGUUUCAUGAUCAUAACAAGCUGAAAGAUGUUUCUGUCAGGGCAGAAGCAUAUAGGAUAAACAACUUAGCAAUGUUUUUGGGGGGAGGAAAAAUAGUAUUUUGAUUCUUGCAAUUCCUUGCCGUGUUAACAUUACAAUAUUAAAACAUUACAAAAAGGGUUGUCAUUCAGACUAUUUUCAGCCCAAGUAAAUGCUGAUGCAGACUUCCUCUAGAAACUGUAAAAUUGUGAAAUGAUUUAAUUAUCACCUUGGUAGAAAAUGACACUUAUAAAAUAACUCACAGAACACAUUUAACUUGAUGCCGAAAAGCAAAGAAGUGGUUAGCAACUGUAAAGUUUUUUGAUGUUAAAAAAAGAGAGGUCUGUAUAGCCAGAACCAUUAAACCAUUUAUUAGCUGAACAUUAUUGCUCCCACCCUCUAGUACUCUGCAUAACUUGCUACAUUGGUUGGUAUGUGAACUGAGCUAUGUUCAAGGUAUUGUAAUUGACAGAUAAAGGCUUGAACUACUCAGGGCCAGGUUACCUGAAAGAGCUGUUUGAUCUCUUAGCUAAUCAACCUGAAUCCCUAUUGGUGGUACUGGAUCCUAAAGAUUAUUUUACGGCAGGGGUGGAGAAUCUGCAGUCCAUGGACCUAUUCUGGGCCACCAAGCCUCUCAGUUUGGUCUUUGAGGUCAUUUCAAGUGAACCCUGCCCAACUGUUCUACACAUGAUGUUAUUUUGAUGUCAGGUGUGGGGUAUGUAAGGGAACGGUUUGGCCAAAAGCACCUUGGCAUACACCGCCAGUUGGCAGUGCCAGCAAUACCCCUAUUUUACAAUACAGUGGUACCUCAUGUUACAUACGCUUCAAGUUACAUACGCUUCAGGUUACAGACUCCACUAACCCAGAAAUAGUACCUCAGGUUAAGAACUUUGCUUCAGGAUGAGAACAGAAAUCGUGCUCCGGCGGCGCGGCGGCAGCAGGAGGCCCCAUUGGCUAAAGUGGUGCUUCAGGUUAAGAACAGUUUCAGGUUACGUACGGACCUCCAGAACAAAUUAAGUACUUAACCUGAGGUACCACUGUAGUUCCCAAGUUCCCAGCUACCAACUGGUUGUUGGGUGCUUGGUAGCUGCUGUACAGGGGCUUUGCCAGCCCUGUGUUUGGUGCUCAGGUGUCAAGCCUAGAGCUUGCAAAGACUUUGGGCUAAGCUUCCGGUUUUGGCACUUGACAGUCAUCUGCUAUCAUUAUGAAAUCAGAUGAUUUAUAGAUGGAUUGUCCCUCCCUUCUGUCAUAGUUGACUUGCAGGAAUGGAGGGUGAUAAAGAUUUGGCCUAUUCAGCCAAAAAGGUUCCUCACCAUUGUUGAGUGAUGAAUUGGGAGGGGGCAUUUUGUACGCUUGCUCCUGCCAUUUGGAAGGCCCUUCCCUGUUCAAUCUAUCAGUUAUCUGCUUGAAGUCACACCUUGUUCAGGCCUUUCCUGUCCCCUAAGGCUGGACUCUGUCUCUUUGUAUCUCUGUUACCUGUAUGUUUAUGAUAGUGUUCUUGUGUUUUAUUGUUUGUUUUUAUUGAUUAUAUACUGUCUUUUAUUGUAUAUGUGUACUCCGCUUCAAAUUUUUCUAACAUUAAGCAGUCUAUAAUUUUUUUUCCAAAUAAGAUAAAUAGUAUGGGGCACUUUUUUCCUUACCUGUACCAAGAACAACUCUCACUGAUAAUCUCCAUACAGCCUUGCCAGCUAAAUAGUGUUGGUGUUAUGAAAUUCUUGGCUUGCGAAGAGAGUAAUACUUAAAAUAAAAUAAACAGUUUCAGCUUAAUGUGUGCAGUGCUGAAGACUACCCAAAUCCAUGAAAGUUUCUGCUUAUCUUCAGUCUUAAUUGUUUAGGCAGCAGACGGGUUUCAAAAGUGUUAGGAACAGAGGAAUUUCAUAAUUCAACACACAUGUUCUUUCUGACCUUAAAAUAUCCAGAUGUUUCUGUUGUUCAUUUCAGCCCAUUUUUUUUAGUUUUCAAGAUUUGUUUUUUGCAAGAGCAACCUGCAACACAAUUUUGUAGUGUGGGGUGCUUCAGUACAACAUCACGGCUAUUCCAUUCUCCCCUACCCACCCCAGUAUAUAUGUAUGCAGUGCCAGUAUUCUAUGGCUACCAAGCAUAUUCAGCCCCCAUUGGGCUGUUCUGGAGAUUAAUUUCCUACUGAUGGUUUCCCCUCUAAAUAUUUGUUUUUAAUUUAUGAAAACCUUGGGGUUCUUUCAAGCCUGGUGAAACCUCCUCCUCCUCCUCUGCACGGAUAGUUCUGAAGGGCUGUCACUUAGCUAAUUUUGAUUGCUAUUAGUCUGUACAAAUGCAGUGUGGAGUAUGGACUGGGACUGUUGCUGUUCAGGGUUCCAGCCACUCUGUCCCAUUCUCCUCUCUGCCUCCCACAGGUCCCCCAUCUAACAGUCAGUAUUCUGAGCGGAGGUGGCAGACACACCUUUGUGCUAAAUCCCAGAUACGUUACAAUCUUGGAUUUCUGUGAACAGCUCUCACUUCUGUCCCUGGGGACACUUUAAAGUAGUUUAUGUGUGUGAACGAGGAAGUGACCUAUCAAGACAGUGAAAUGGCCUUGUCUGUCCAUUUUAUAUCUGUGUCUUUCUCUGGCCAUUGCAUUCCUGCUCCCACAUAGUUUAUAGUUGUUGUUUUUCAUGACAGUCAGUCAGCAUUUUGUGCCCAAUGGAUAGGUUUCAGAAUUACCUAAUUUGGUUUUCCAAAUGGGAUACCACCAGUAGGAAAUAAAGCUCCAAAAUUGUGUUGCAGGUUGCUCUUGCAAAAAACAAAUGGUUUCCCAUCUAAAUAGAUAGAUACGAGUCCUGUAAUCUUCAGGGUUAGCCAGUUUCUUCUUGUGCAUGGGUAGUGGUGUUUCAGCUACUUUGUGUGAGUACAAAAUACAGUGGUACCUCAGGUUAAGUACUUAAUUUGUUCCGGAGGUCCGUUCUUAACCUGAAACUGUUCUUAACCUGAAGCACCACUUUAGCUAAUGGGGCCUCCUGCUGCUGCCGUGCCGCCGGAGCACGAUUUCUGUUCUCAUCCUGAAGCAAAGUUCUUAACUCAAGGUACUAUUUCUGGGUUAGCGGAGUCUGUAACCUGAAGCGUAUGUAACCUGAAGCGUAUGUAACCUGAGGUACCCCUGUACUUAAAUAUAGUUGAUAUGAUGGGGAGAGAGAUGGAGGUAGACAGAAACAUACAUAUGCAAACCUGCUGAGAAAGUAAAAUGUGGAGGUGCUGAUCCUGUACAUGCAUGUAGCAGCUUCUUUGAAUUGUGGCUUUAGUUGGUUCGGAUAGGAAUACAUAUAUAAAACCAGACUUUCAUUUGCAUUUCAAUCAUCUAUAACAGAAAGCUGUUGAUAUUCUGCAUUGGUGUCUGGAGGCGGUAAUGGGCAGGAUAAGGGCUAAUAAAUUGAAACUUAAUCUAGACAAGACAAAGGGGUUGUGGAAUAGGGGUUCAUCCUGUUCCAAAUGGGACAGUACUCUGCUUGAAGAAUCACGUUCACAAUUUGGGUGGGUUGUGUGCUUCUGAACUCUGCUUUGUACCUGGGUGCUCAAAGAGCAGUUGUAGCCAGGAGUGCCUUUGUCCUGCUUAGCUGGUGUGACAGCUGUGUCCAUUUCUACGAGGUCGGACCUGGUCAUGGUGACCAUGUAGACAUAGUUGCAUCCAGAUUGGAUUAUUGAAGCAUGCUCUGUGUGGGGCUACCUUUCCAAAGUUUUUUGAAACUAAUUGGUCCAGUAUGCUGGCUUAUGGGAUGAUGUUACACGUGUCCUGCCAGGCUGCACUGACUACUGAUUUGUUUCAAAGUAUAAAUCAAAGUGUUGGUGCCUUAAGACCAGGGACAGCCCCCUCCUGUAUCUUCCUGCCCUCACCUUAAGAUAUUACUGAGAUGCUCUUCUCUAUGUCCCAACUGUAAGAACAGAAGGAAAGCCUGCCAAAGGCCCGUCUAGUUCAGCACCUUGUCACGGUGAGCUGCCUUGGAGAAACCCACAAACAGGACCCAAGGACAAGAGCACUCUCCCCUUCUGUGGUUUUUGGCCACUGGUAUUCCAUAGCAUAUUGCUUGUGACCACAGAGGUAAAGCAUAGCCAUUAUGGCUAAUAGCUACUUAUCUUCCAUGAAUUUGUACAAUCCUCUUCUAAAGCCAUCCAAGUUGGUGCCCAGCUACAGUAUGAUGCAGGCAUGGUUGCUAGGGUCUAGAUAAACAUCCUUCUCUGCAGCUACACCUAAAUUUUUUAACACUUGGAUGCUUCCCCCCUUUUUUUACAGUGUUUCACUAUAUGGCAAAAACCUUUUUGUUUAGGCAGGUAUUGUUUUAUCAUUUGGGUAGACUAGUAUCAAUCUCUAUUUUAGCUGCUACAACUUAGCUCUCUUUUAAUUAUAUUGUGUUAAUGUUUUAAAAAGAAUUGUAUUUCAUUCUGGGUUUUAAUUGUUAGCUGCUCUGAAUGGUGCAUAGGCGCCAUUAGGGUGGGAAAUUUAUGUUUUAUUGUAUUUGUAAAAUGUAUCUGCUUUUCACUACUAGUAGGCCCAAAGUGUGUACAAUGUCAAUAAAACAACAAAAUUCAUAGUAAUGUAUCAAUAAGACACACCAAGGUAAACACAAUCAGCAUAUGCAUGUAACAGUGUAGCAACCUACAAUGAUGUUUACUGUACACUUCCUGAUUUAAGUUCGACAAAUGAGCAAGUCCAGAGGAUACCUGUCUUCCAUAGCGUUUCAUUUUAUUGUUGAAUCAAUUUGAUUUUGGGUAAAUCUUAACUUGGUCUUCUAAUGUUGGUGGGCAUUGAAUUUUCAACAAAUCCUGUGAAUUGUCUAUUUCAGGCAUUGAUGGCAUGUGAUGGACUGUUAAUACUGAUUAGUUUCCUUGAAUUUAUUUUUUCUGCUGGUUCUGAUUUUAAUUUUUAUGGGUGCAUGCUUUUAGCGUUCUAUGGAUUUGCUCACUUUUCCUAUGGUUUUAAACUUCAUUUUUUUAUAAUCAUACAUAUAGUCACUCAGGUUAUUUUGAGAACGGUGACUAAAAUGUAAUAAACAAUAUAUAAUCAUUAUGACAACACAGUAGUAAGUGGGCUUCAGCUUUUUACUUCUCUAGAGGAGAGUGGCAUUUACUUCACAAAUAUAUUUCAUCUUUAUUAAAGUUUAUCACCUCUGUUGGACCCCCACCUUGUGAUCCCUACAGUCAUAUCUGUCCAGACAGGUUUCUUUUAUUAUUUUAGUAUAUGAUUUAAGAUCAAGAAGAGGUUAAAACAACAACAGCUUUAUUGUGUCAGUACAGCCAACAUAAUGCUUCUCUGCUGCAUGGUAAUUUGGAGGUCUGAGAAAGGGACUGUGGUUUGCAGAGCUAUAAUAAUACAGCAAAAGCUACAACAUUGCAUUGUUGGCUAUUCAUGAACAGUAGUCAAGUAAUUCCUAUAGUAAUCUUCACCCAUACUUCUUCAUGAAGAAGCUGAUGGGAAAGGAUGUGGCUGACCUGUAACUAAUUUUCAGUGGCUUAUUAUAUUUAACAUUUGGGACAUGGCAAUUUUCUUUCUUUAUGCCUGUAAUCAUAGUCCUUUCUGAACUGUUUAUUCUCUUCAUUGCUGUAAUUUAUGUGUUUGUUUUUCAUAUAGGCAAUAGAAGGGUUCUAAUGGGAGAACCAUUCUUCUGA
Molecule: messenger RNA, 9726 nt
Organism: Podarcis lilfordi (Lilford's wall lizard)
Lineage: Eukaryota; Metazoa; Chordata; Lepidosauria; Squamata; Lacertidae
Source: the annotation of a GenBank genome assembly